AUGUGUCCGCCUACACUGCGUACGUCCAUGGUUGCAGACCACAGUCCUGCAGGUUAUGAAAACAUAACUUCAGUGUAUCGGCGGACAGAUACGCCUAAAGAAAACACACAGCAGACCCACUGAGUCAGCACUGUGCAUCAUCGCAAAAUGACGUCCCCUUCCCCCCAUGACCGCAGCCGCAAAGACAACGAUGAGGAUGACCCUGUAGAACAGAUGAUAUCUCGCACCGGCUGUGCCGAGCUACACUAUGCAGUGCAGGAGUGCAUGGCUGAACACCAGGACUGGCGUGUGUGCCAGAGCCAGGUCCAAACUUUCAAAGACUGCAUGAUGUAUUUCCAAAUGGCCCGGAAAGAACAGCUGAUGAAACAGCGGCAGCAGGCCUCCACUGAGUCUGCGCCCAGCUGAGCUCACAACACCCUCACAGACACAGACACACACACACACACACAGACACAGACACACACACACACACACAGACACACACACACACACAUAAAAGCUGGGUUGUGUUGAGGACAUGCGUUAGCUGGAAAGACUCUACCUCAUGUACUCCUUGUUAAUGAAAAUAAAGUAUAAGCAAAAAAAUCCUGACUUGGGACUUUUAAAUGCAUCAAGGAGAGAUCAACUGAUAAAUGUGACUCAUCAGCCAGUAGAAGCUUAUGGCAGACAGUUUGUUCCGGUUUAUAUGCUGACUGAUAAGUAACAAUAAGUGGAAGUACAAACAUAUCUGAGUUCAUUUGGAAAAAGUGUCUUUAUUAUAUAGUUUGCACUGGGAGAGCACUGGGGAAAAAAUAAUUUCCUGUUAAGUGCACAUCACUGCUGUAUUGUUGAAAGAAAUCAUUUAAGGAAUCCCAAAGGGACAAAUGUUUAAAUGUUAUAUUUGUGAUUAAAAAAAUUGCACCGUUUGACCUGUGUAACUGUCAUAAAAACACAAAUAUUUAU
Messenger RNA from Plectropomus leopardus (leopard coralgrouper), 942 nucleotides. It is a transcript of the gene coa4, whose product is annotated as cytochrome c oxidase assembly factor 4 homolog. Lineage: Eukaryota; Metazoa; Chordata; Actinopteri; Perciformes; Serranidae. The record is from RefSeq and is a predicted model, not a curated record. Gene Ontology annotation, biological process: mitochondrial respiratory chain complex IV assembly. Gene Ontology annotation, cellular component: mitochondrial intermembrane space.